Molecule: messenger RNA, 1957 nt
Organism: Sebastes umbrosus (honeycomb rockfish)
Lineage: Eukaryota; Metazoa; Chordata; Actinopteri; Perciformes; Sebastidae
Gene: suds3
Product: SDS3 homolog, SIN3A corepressor complex component
Exons: 12
Coding region: 101-955 (284 amino acids)
Biological process (GO): negative regulation of transcription by RNA polymerase II
Cellular component (GO): Sin3-type complex
Molecular function (GO): histone deacetylase binding
Source: RefSeq, a predicted model, not a curated record
AGGUCCUGCCAGUUGUAGGCGCUGUUCCAAACACAAGCUGCAAAAAAAAAAACACAAAUCGAUUGUUUAUUUUUUGUGUUUGUUUACAUUUUUUUUCCAAAUGGCUUCGACUUUGCUAUCACCCAUGGUGGAUUAUUACAACGAUGAAGAAGAGCUGGACAGCGUGGAGGACGACGAUGACCGCAGUUUCAGAGGCAGAGACUCAGAGGAAGACACGGAAGAUGCCAGUGAAACAGACCUUGCCAAGCACGACGAGGAUGACUAUGUUGAAAUCAAAGAGCAAAUGUACCAAGACAAACUGGCCUCUCUGAAAAGACAGUUGCAGCAGUUACAAGAAGGUACACUGCAAGAGUAUCAGAAGAGGAUGAAGAAGCUGGACCAGCAAUACAAAGAGAGACUCCGAAAUGCAGAUCUGUUUCUCCAGCUUGAGACGGAGCAGGUGGAGAGGAACUAUAUCAAGGAGAAGAAGGCAGCGGUGAAGGAGUUUGACGAUAAAAAAGUCGAACUGAAGGAAAACCUAAUUGCAGAGUUGGAGGAGAAGAAGAAGAUGAUCGAGAACGAGAAAUUAACAAUGGAGCUGACAGGCGACUCAAUGGAGGUAAAACCCAUCAUGACCCGGAAGCUGAGGAGACGGCCCAAUGAUCCGGUCCCGAUACCAGACAAACGGAGAAAACCUGCACCAGCUCAGCUAAACUAUUUGUUAACAGAUGAACAGAUAAUGGAAGAUCUAAGAACACUAAAUAAGCUUAAGUCGCCGAAACGGCCAGGUAUGUCGAUGCUCACCUUUUACAGUGUCGCCGACGACUCCGGAGCACAUCCCCCCCGCUCCUAUGGAGAGCCCCAUCCAGCGCUACGAGGCCCGCAUCGAGGACGGCAAACUAUACUACGACAAACGAUGGUAGUACCACAAGAGCCAGGCCAUCUACCUGGAGUCAAAGGACAACACAAAGAUUAGCUGCGUCAUCAGCUCAGUGGGGACCAAUGAGAUUUGGGUGAGGAAGACAAGCGACAGUACAAAGAUGAGGAUCUACCUGGGACAACUGCAGAGGGGAGCGUUUGUCAUCCGCCGACGGUCGGCUGCGUGAAACAUUACCCCACCCCUCCCCACCCAACCCCCAUCUGUUCAUUUAUCCAUCCAUCCAUCCAUCCAUCCAUCCGCUUGUUCAUCCACUGUUUCACUAUUUGGUGCAUCUCAGUUUGACACGUGGCCUCUUAUUCUUCAUCAUAUACACCACCCCCCAUUACACAAGCAUACACACCGUCUUCUGUGGCCAAGAGAAUAUCUCAUCAGAUUUUAUCGGUUUCCCCACAUAAACCAAAUGAUAGUACAGUAAAAGUGGUGAUAUACGCAACUGGCUGUUUUCCGGCAUUAUUUGUCACUGUGUGGCAUGUGUGUGAAGGCAGUUAGUUGUCAUAAAGGAGCCUACUUUGAUUUUGUGUCUCAUGCUGUCAACACAAAUCUUUUCUACACCAUGCAGUCUUACAUAUUUACAUUUAUCAUUAAGUUAUUUUUCUUGAACAGCCUCAUGUUGGCCCACAGAAACUGUCUUCAAGCCUUUGAAAGUGUCUCACUGGUGACAAAGCAAGCACUGAAAAACAGACGAGGAAAUGCAUCAGGUUUGGCUGAUUAUCAUGAAUCUCUUGACUGAAGAAGUUACAGUUUCCUCAUAGCAGGAGUCAUGCCAUUGUCAAAAGAAUACUCCUUUUGCACUGUAAUCAAGAAAUGGCUGCUUGCUAUGCUGAUGGUUUGUUUAAAGUCCUAUGUAUUAACACCUAAAUUUCUUAUUUGAAAAAAAAUGUAUUUUGACGUUUCAUUUUGUUUGAUCCUCUCCAUAUGUGAACGACCUGGAUUAAUUCAACUGUAUUUGCAUGUGGAGCGCUAAGUUGAAUGUUGAUUUGUACUGUGUUCCAUUUUAUUAAAAUGUUUUCUGCAUUUUAUUAAUUUGAUGAAAAGGUU